AUGGACCAAUCCAAAACAAACUUACCACACGCAAAUUGUCUUUCAAAGGUAUAGGCAAAUUAAAAAUCCUAUUAAAUUGAACAGAAACUCUGUUCACAGUCAGACCAUUUCUAAUUAUAUAAGUUUCUUUCAAAUUACUUCUCUAAUGCAAAGAGAGGGAAUCAGUUUAAAAAUAGAGGUUAAAAUCGCGUAAGAAGAUUAUGCUCUCUUUUUAUAGGACGAAACAAACCACUUCCUUCGAACUCAUGUCACUGGUGCCAUUUCUCACGGAAACGAACGUGUCUUCAGCUUCAUCGACCUCAUGAGAUGGCCCAAUGACUCAAAUGUCACUUUAAAUGUGCCGCUGCGAAUAUUCAUAGAAAUUGCUGAGGUGAUUUUACUUUCCUAAGCCUUUUGACGAUUUGUAGUUGUUUUAUCAUUCUAACGAGGAACAAUAACUUAAUCAACACUCUUAGCACUCUCCAUACUUAAGGUACUUCGCAUAUGUUUUAGGAAGGACAGCUGCCCCCCUACCUGUUCCUUCAGAUGGACAACUCCAACAGUGAGUGCAAAAACAGAUAUAUUUUAGGUUUUUGCGUUCUUCUGGUUGAAAAUUAUUCAAGGAAUAUUCAAGGAGGUAAGACAUUAUCAAACAACGAAUGUGGUGUCAGUUGAUUUUUUUUUGUCAGGUUGAUUUACGGUUAUCAGGUUAUCAAUAUCUUUGGAAUAUUCAAGGAGGUAGCACAUUAUCAAACAACGAAUGCGGUGUCAGUUGAUUUUUUUUUUCAGGUUGAUUUACCGUUAUAAGGUUGUGUUGUUAAAACUCCCCAAUGAAUAAUUUUAUCCCUAUUAAUUCGCUUUGAUAUUAAUAUUACUAUUUAUUUUAAUUAUAUCUUUGUAUAGGUUUAUUUGUCGUUCCUUAUGGUUGGUCACACACACGAGGAUGUAGUUCAGGUAUGUAUACAUAGCAUUUGAGUCUAGACAUCAAGUCCAGUCUCCCUCCUGCUAAGUCAGGCCAUGGCUGCAGCAUUCAGCAACAGCGGCGAUCAAGUAUUAUUUUAAAACUUAGCUCGUUCUUUUUUUGCCAGGGCCUAAAUUUUGCAAAAUGCAAGGAUUAUUAGAGUAGUGUCAGUACUCCGUGCGUACCAUUAAUAGCUUGAAAGUGUCAAAUGAAAAGAUUUUUUUGUUUCACAGUUUUUCAGCAGAAUUUCGAAGAGGCUAAGAAGAAUCGACAGUAUGACACUGCAAGGGUUGUUGGAAAACAUCAGACAAGCACACACACCAGAGGCCGAAACCCAAGUACUGGAUUUUCUUUUUGACAUAAAAAAAUGGAUUGAGCCCUGUUUAAAGCAUAUAAAAAAUCAUAUUUAA
Molecule: messenger RNA, 1350 nt
Organism: Porites lobata
Lineage: Eukaryota; Metazoa; Cnidaria; Anthozoa; Scleractinia; Poritidae
Source: the annotation of a GenBank genome assembly